UUAAAGCUUUUCUUCAAAAGUAGCUUGGUGUAAAAGUUGGAGUGUUGUUGAAAAUAAAAAAUCUAAUUUGAAGAAGAAUAUAUUAAUCAGGGGUUUCAUGUGUUAGGAAAAGUUUGAGAUUCGUGGCCUCUGAUCCUUUGUUUUCAUUAUGUGCCUACUGUACAUAUGGAUACUCUUGGUGAAUUGUAGGAAAUGUUGAGUCUGGGUUAUGGAAUUCAUUUUGAUGAGAUCUUGUUUUGUUUUUGUUUUAGCUCUCAGCACUGCUUUCUGAUAUAGGACUGAACAUCCGUGAGGCACAUGUAUUCUCGACAAUUGAUGGCUACUCUUUGGAUGUAUUUGUGGUAGAUGGAUGGCCAGUUGAGGUACCUGUCACUUCAUUGUGGAUAUAGAUUAUAUGGUUAUUCUUUGACGCGCGAAAGAGGUUGAGGAAAGAUGGAGGAAUUUAUCAUAAAAUUCUUUGUAGUCUCCUUCAAAAGUUUCUAUGUGAAGAUUUAGUUAUUCUUUUUCUAAGAAUCAAUGGCUGUUUUUUUUAGCUUAGUAUCAUGUAAACUGAAAAUGAAGUCAACUUUCAUGCUUCUGUUUCCUUCGUCGUUAAAUCUGGCCAAUGGUCUAUUUUUGAGGGACAUUGUGAUUAAAUCUCUAUGACAGGGAUCUUUGCUGAGUCCAAAUGUUGUUGACUUUGCAAUGUUGUGGCCAGGAUACAGAUAGUUUGACUAAGGCAUUGGGAAAAGCAAUUGCUAGAAGUGAGGUAAACUCUCUCUCUCAUUUGGUGUGUUUCCUUUCUUCCUUUUGUCUGUACACAUUUCUUCUGCAUUUAUGUUUCGUAGUCUUCAGCUGUUAUUUUAUUUUUGGAUAGUUCUGUUGUGGUAGUGUGUAUAUGGCGAUGAGGGAGUUAUGUUUGCUUUAUUGAAGCCUUACCUAAGAGCUACGAAGAGUUUCUCAUAUGUCCUUUUUGAAUUGUAAUGCUAAAUGUUCCUCAUGGAUCUUUACUGUCUGUAGUUGGUGAAAUAAGUUGAAAUUAUUCUUUAUCGAACUGAGAAUUGUACCAUCUUGAGUCUUGACCGGGUUUGAUUGUAGAGUUCUGUCAAUGUCCGUUGUCAUUUGUCAAUGAGCUGUAUGUAGUCAUCAACUACCAUAUUAUUGUAUAUAACUUGCUUCACCAUGUUUAUUAGGGAUGCUUUACAAUCUUGACUUACCCGAUUUUUUAUGUGGCUUAGGGGUUGACAUUGUGUAACCCUGUCUCCCUUGCUCACGGUCACGGGGCUAACAUCCGCAGCUAAAAAACCUGUCCAUGCAGGGUUCGUGGUCCGGUUCUUCGCAUGGUCGCUCGGUUAUAGGCAAAGAAUUAUCGAAUGAUGCAAAAUAUGGAGAUUGGGAAAUAGAUAGAAGAUUGCUGAAGAUAGGAGAAAGAAUUGCUUCUGGGUCUUGUGGGGAUUUGUUUCGCGGAGUCUACAUUGGUCAAGAUGUUGCUAUCAAGAUUCUAAGAGCUGAGCAUUUAAGCGCUUCACAAGAAGAAGAAUUCUCUCAAGAAGUGUCAAUUCUGAGGGAGGUCCAGCAUAUCAAUGUUGUUCGUUUUGUUGGUGCAUCUACCAGAUCCCCGCACUUAUGCAUUGUAACAGAGUACAUGCCUGGAGGAAGUUUGUAUGAUUACUUGCACGAGAACCACAAGACAUUGAAGCUUCCUCAACUGCUCAAGUUCGCAAUAGAUGUUAGCAAAGGCAUGGAAUAUUUGCAUCAAAACAACAUAAUUCACAGGGACUUGAAGACGGCUAAUUUGUUGAUGGACACAGACAAUGUUGUUAAGGUGGCAGAUUUCGGGGUUGCCCGUUUCCAGAAUCAAGGGGGAGUAAUGACAGCGGAGACUGGUACAUACAGAUGGAUGGCCCCUGAGGUUAUAAACCACCAACCAUACGAUCAGAAAGCCGAUGUCUUCAGUUUUGCUAUUGUGCUGUGGGAGCUGGUGACUGCUAAGGUGCCUUACGAGUCCAUGACACCCCUGCAAGCUGCCCUGGGAGUUAGACAGGGGCUGCGUCCAGAGCUUCCACAGAAUAUCCAUCCGAAGUUGUUAGACAUAAUGCAGAGGUGUUGGGAGAAAGAUCCGGACAAGCGGCCAUCCUUCUCUGAGAUAACUAUUGAACUGGAAAAACUUGUCCAAGAAAUCCAGUUAGUUUGAGAAGCAGUUUUGUGGAGUAAAUGGUUGUAUACAAACUGACAGUUAAAAAUACCACGGCACUGAAGGAUAGUUGAGGAGAGAGAGACUACUACUACUACGAUGUUAAUUCCGGCACGUCGUCACAGUUCAACUUUCUAAUGCUAGAGCUGUAAAUGUUUCCGAGGAUGGUGCACACUGCGGAUGUAACCGUUACUAUAGAUGAUGCUUAUCUACCAAGGUCUAGUGCUUUUCUAGUAUGUUGUUGCUUAACGCAAACGCUGAACUGUAUAGGCUCUCGCUUGUUGUAGAAGUUCCGAUCUCCAAAACUGUAGAGAGAAAUUUUGUUGUUGUUGAGGUUAAGAUUUGUUCGGUUCGGCCUAAGAAUGAUGAUGAUUGAACUUUUAGGAUGGCUACUGGAUACCUGUUUGAGAUGAUUGGUUCUUUGUUUUAGAUGUCUGUUGUGAUUUGUGAAGUUCUGUAGAUUUGUUUUAAGAUGGCUAUUGGAUGUUUGAGAUGAUUGGCUCAAUGGAACCAUCGUCAGCUUUUGCACCGUGUCACUACAAUUACCGUCAAUGGAAAUAGUAACAAAAUUUAUUAUCCAUUGAAGAAAACAUCCAACUCAAAUGUGCGACAAACCAAACAUGUUAUCAGUAAAUAGGGAAAAAAUGUUUUAAGUCUGUCAGACAACCACAUGACCAUCCCAAACCGUUGGAACGGCUGAGAACGAGCAUCUACAAAUCAGAUUAGUCAACAAGACCAUAGUCACCGUUAAUCACACUCUGAUCAUGUGGUCACAAUUCAUCUACCAGACUUGGAAUCCUGUCUCCUUAGUGCUAAAGGACACAGAGGUACGAGCCUAUAGAACAGAUCCUGUUCAAGUAAGGUCGUGGCAGUAUAUGGUGUACUGUGAAUUUAUAAAAAUUUCCUUCUUGUUUCUUGUUGUCGAUGUGGUACAUUUGGUUCUGCAUUUCGUGCGUUUUGGGCCGGGCCAUUUACGUCCAUAUGGGUAAUUAAAAGUCGUUGGGCCUAGCACUAUACCCGGUUAUUAAACGACGCCGCAAAUGUGCAGGUGGUUUAGAUAAUUAGAUCUAAUGGUAGUCUUAUGCAAAAAGAGGUAUUCUAGAACCAAAGCAAAAAAUUAUACUUUUCUUUUCUAACUCUUGACAUUUUGUUUUAAGGGGUUAAAUAACGAUCAAAUCAUUUCCAAUAAAUCGUUACGGAGAGUCGCACAAAGCAAGUCUUUUCUUGCACGACAUCCCUUACUGCAUCAACGAAAGUUUGCAUUGGUGGAUCCCUAGGAGGCCUUGCUUUAACCUACAUCUCCCACACCGUAAAUCUACGACCUCGAAUAAACCGUUACGGAGAGUCGCACAAUGCAAGUAUUUUUCUUGCACGACGUCCCUUACUGCAUCAACGAAAAUUUGGAUUGGCUCCCUAGGAGGCCUUGCUUUAACCUACAUCUCCCACACCGUGAACCUACGACCUCGAUAUGCAUUUCUGGAUAGAUGUGUGGGACAGAGGGCUCGUGGUGCCGCCUUAACUAAGUUAAUAAACAACAAUCAACGCAAGAUUCUCUUCUUGGGAAUAACUGGGUAGCUUCCAAGGCUUAACUAAUUAUUACUAUCUAUAUAAAAUAAUCUAUAAAUUAGCUAAUUACAAUUAUGAAUUCUACACUAAACUUCAUAAUUACAAAACGUGAAAGUUUGACACCUUGCUACUCUAGCAGUUCUUAUUGGUUUGGUUUGCAUGACCACUCAAUUAUAUUUCAAAUUUUUUUUUUAACUAUCCUUCUUUUUCGUUGAUAUGUUGCAAUUGAAUCUCUAUUUUUAAUAUAUGAACAGGUAAUCUUAGUGGAGUAUGCAUGUGAAUUGAGGACGAUGGAAUACCCGCGAUUACUGGUUUGAUUGUCGUUGUAUAAGUAACCAACAAAUGUGGAAUGGAUUGGACAUUUUAGAUGGUUACUGAGUGUGGGAUGCUGAUUGGUUGUUUGUUACAAUCCAGCUUCUUUUUGAGUGGUGUACGUCUGAUAUGGAGUUCUGUACACGUGCUUUGGUAAUAUAUACUUGAAGGUAAUUUGCAGUGUUACUAAAGCCGAGCCGAGCCGCUCGGCCCGACUGGUAAAACCGUCACCCGGUCAUAAAACCGGCUCGAAACAGUCUAAAAGCCGCUCCGGUUUUAUGUAGCGGUUGGCGAGCGGCCGAGGCGGUUAACCGUUCGAGCCGAUUGAGCCGCUGGUCCGGUUUUUACCAUUCAGCCACUAAAUUUAAUAAAAAAAAAUUGCAGAAAAUUGAAAUAAUAAAAAAACGUAGGCUCUCAAACUGAAUCAUUAUUUCCAUUUCACAAUUUCGAAGGAAAGAGAUGAGCUCUGAUUAAUAAAUAUCCACUAUUUAUACUGAUAACGUUUAUUAGGUACCGGUUCUCUAACGGUUUUUAAACGGUCUAAUGUCGGUUGGACCACUAAAGUGCGAGCCGUUCGCAUUACCGGGUCAUGCUCCGGUUCGGUUAUGACAACAUUGGUAAUUUGGCAAUGUUUAUUGUACCAUUCUACCGGGCCAGAAGAAUGUUUUUAUCUGGUUUAGUUUCGACCCAAAACGACCACAUGUGGGAAGUUUCGCGCUACAUAUAUUAUGGAACAUCAUGUAAAAAUGAUCACUGAAUGGUCCAUUGGCAGCUUUGGUUAUGCUACUUGUGGGAGCUUGGGACUUGACCCGAGUUCGAACAUUCGGUACCUGUCACCGUUGUUUAAUGGAACCCAAAAAGAAAAAAAGAAAAUGAUAAAUCCAAAAAGAGUUAUUCUAAAAUACUUAAAUACUUUUAUUUUUUUACUUAUAAUAAUGUUUCCUAGGGCGAGUGGCACAGUGGUUACUUGUUUUGUUCAUCGGCAGGCCAAAAUAAUGGACUUGAGCUUAAAUGGUCUCAAACUUAACGACACAUUCUUGAUGAAUUUUUUUAAAAAAUAAUUAGAAAUUCAUUUACCAACCGAGGAGGUAUACAGAUAUUAGCCAAAAUCUCAUGGAAAUUAUUUCGUCUCUAAUAAUAAAACAAGAUUAUCUUAAGAAAGCAUAUUGAAAAAAACAAACAAACAAACUAGAAUAAUAAGAAUACAUUUUUUGGCUUUCUUAUUUAUCUCCUCAAUUUAUUUCUAUUGUUAAUACUAUCACUAUUAUAAUUUUGUUGAGUAAUUUGUUUUUUAUUUUCAAACAGAAAGAGACAUCAGUGUCCAAUAGGUGAAAGUGUCAAAUGAACUUGGCCACAAAUGGAGUUAUAUUCAUUCCGUGGAAGGAAUUGCAAUUUUCUAACAAAUGGAAUUGUCCAAUUCUCCCGAGAAACAAUUUCAAACCGCCCUUAGGUUUCUGCCCUAAUCUGCCUAAGGACUCUAGAGAGGACAAUUAGCUAAACAACAACAACAAUAAUAAUGAUAAUAAUAAUAAUAAUAAUAAUAAUGAUGACAAAAACAGUGGGGCACAUGUAAGAAAAAUUUCAAGUCCAAAUUAAAGGGACUAUUGUACGCUUCAGCUCCUGACACGUGUCUAGCUAUUCUACUUACCCACACUCCCAUAACCAGUUUUCCACGUCCAAUGCUUCAAUCAAUCAUUCAGUCAGUCAGACAGUCAGAUCGACUGAUAUAUCAUCAUAUACAAAAACUAGUUUUUUACCCGCCCGUUGGGCGGUGCAUUAUGCUUGGUUAUUUUAUAAUUUGUUAUAGUAUUCUAAUUAUUAUUAUUAUUUAUAUUUGUUGAGCUAAUAUACAUGGAAUUGUAAAUCCCACUUAUCUUAUUUUUGGUAAUGUUUCAUACUUUUAUACCUGUUUUAUUUAUGAAAAAUUUAAUUGUAUUAACUGAGCUCUUUAUAGAUUGUUGUUUAUCGAUUUAGAAUUUUGUAUCUAAAUCAAAAAAGUGAUAAAGAAGUUAAAAAAAUUUAAGGCAACAAACGAAGAAGUUAGAAUAAGAAAAUAUGCUUCAAUUAAUAAAAAAAAUAAGCGAAGAGUUUUUCAUUUUCUUUCCCUUUUCAUAUGUCGGUAUAAGAUAAUAGAGAAUAUUCCGAUAUUGAUCCCAAGAAUAUCGUGUAUUAUCAGUUACACCUGCAAUUCUGGAAUAAUGAUGAAACACAUAAGCAUCCACAUCCAUCAAUCUUCCGCAUACUCAUUUAAUUUAUCUUGACAAUGUUCUAGCAAAACCAACCACAAACAGAACUAUCAGUUGUCACUAAUUUAUUAAAGCAAUAUUUUCAGCCAACUAAACUGCAUAUAAACACAAUUUAUAUUUUAUAGAGGGCUACAUAUCUCCUGCAGAAAAAAAUGGUGCUUUUCUACCUAAUAACAACAUAGACAAAUAAUGAAAGGAGCAUACUUCAAUACAACUCAACUCAUUCUAUCUUGCAUAUUCCUCAUUUGUGAUUAUGCACCAAUCCAAAUAAUAGUUGGUAAGAAAACAAUCAUGUCAAAAUCAAGUUUUAGUUAGGAAUUCAAUGAGUAAAAAUUCACCCUAAUGAAACAAACAAAUGUCAUUGCAAACGUGUAGAACUUGAAAAAACAUCGAAAUACACAACUGAGGAACCACCACCAUCAUUUUUUUCUUCUUCACGACCUUUAUAAAACCCCAAUUAUGUUCUCUUCUACUUAUAAUCCCUUUCCUACCUACUAAUUACUAACCAGAUUGUCAUCUUAUAGCUAGCUAGUAACAUGUCAAUCAUGAACAUAAAAAUAUAAUGAAUAACCCUCACAACUCUACUUUUCAUUUCAACAUCUAAGGAAUCGGGUUGCAAUAGACAUUUAAGGAAAAUGAUCAAUUAUUCAACCAAAGGAGAUAUGCCCUAAGUCCAACCAAUUAUCCCUUCUAAUUAUAUAUUACCUAUUUACAUAAAAGUAUAUGACGUAAUAAAGAACAUAAAAUAACUCCAUGAAAACGAAGAAGAAAUACAUUCGCUCAUCAAGUGGAGCAAUUUACCAUCCAACAGUCUUAAUUUGGAAGAAAUUAAGAAAAGAACAAAAAGAAGAGCGAGCAGUUGCCAGCUUAAGAUCAAAGAGGAAGAGGGAGCAGUCGACAAUCCUCGAUUUGGAUCACCUCGUCUUCGCAAUUAUAGGAUGAACUGUUUUCAUCAAUAGGCAAAAAUAUGCUACAAUUGCUCAAAAAAUUUUCAUCUAAUCGCUGCCUCGUGUAACUCCCUCCCCCAACUCUCCUAAAAAAAAUUCAUAUGCAUUACCAUUUCUUUCUCUAUCUAAUUUCUUAUUUUCAAUGUUGGAUUUUAUUUCUAGAGAGAGAAUCAAAAUGGGAAAAGGGUAGAGAUAAAUUAAAAGGUUGCAUUCAUAAUUAAUAUGUUUCAUUUAAUCGGAAUGAAUAAGAAGUGUUUUA
This is a messenger RNA of Linum trigynum, 7503 nucleotides long. Lineage: Eukaryota; Viridiplantae; Streptophyta; Magnoliopsida; Malpighiales; Linaceae. The record is from the annotation of a GenBank genome assembly.